Messenger RNA from Saccoglossus kowalevskii, 2451 nucleotides. RefSeq names its product prestin-like. Gene Ontology annotation, biological process: transmembrane transport. The record is from RefSeq and is a predicted model, not a curated record. Lineage: Eukaryota; Metazoa; Hemichordata; Enteropneusta; Harrimaniidae. Gene Ontology annotation, cellular component: membrane.
AUGGCUUCUUCGGCAUCGUUAGAAUACUUGGUAACUGGCGACGAGCUGGCUAAUAGAGAGAACCAAUCGGUGCAAAACGGCUUUUACGAAAACAACGAUAACGUAACAAAAAAUGGGAGCAUAAUUGGAAAAGACAAUGACUACGACGGCAUACAGGUCGUCACUGGUCAAGGAAAUGAGGAUCAGACUGGGCAGCUCCGGAGUUACCAAAUAAACCGACCUCUGUACAGCGAGCAAAUAUUCCAUAGUGAAUACAAGGCAAACGAGUUUGAGUACGUUCCGUACGGCCAAAGAAUUAAAAAGAAGGUACAGAAGUGUAAUUGCGGUCCCAAGUGCUGCAGAGGAUGCGUGGUGGCUACGAUACCGAUAGCAGGGUGGUUGCCUCAUUAUGUCGUGAGAAACCAACUGUUGUCGGAUGUCAUAUCUGGUUUAACGGUCUGCGUUAUGAAUAUACCCCAAGGUAUGGCAUAUGCUAUGUUGGCAUCAGUGCCCCCGGUAUAUGGUCUGUAUCUGGGUUUCUUUGCACCCAUCGUGUAUGCUGUCACUGGUACAUGUAGAGAGUUGGCCGUAGGUACGUAUUCUGUAAUAAGUAUAAUGGUGAGUGCGGCUAUAGAAAGUGUGGUACCGCUAUAUCCCGUCGACCAACCACCGCCGACUGGUUUUUUCAACAAUACGAAUACAACAGCUACUAGUAUGCCGGAAUGGGACAGAGAACAGGAAUUAGUAGACGCUGCUAUUAUACUGGCACUUCUAGUUGGUAUUAUACAGUUAAUACUGGGUAUACUCCGUCUUGGCUGGGUUACUAUAUACCUAUCUGACCCAUUCAUUAGAGGGUAUACUACGGGUUCUGGGUUCCACGUGUUUACCAGUCAAGUAGACGAUCUACUCGGUGUUAGUGUUGGUAGUUACUCUGGUACAUUUGGGCUAUUUUACAUAUAUCGAGAUGUAUUCCAAAAUAUUGAUGAAUGGAACUAUGUGACUAUAUUGCUUUCACUCAGUACUAUUCUGACUUUAAUACUUAUUAAAGAACUAGAAAUCAAAUUUAAGAAGCAGCUUCACGGUGUUCCGUUGGCACCAGAAUUGGUUGUGGUUAUACUUGGUACACUAUUUAGUUGGUUGUUAGACUUGGAAGGCAAUUACGAUGUUGAUAUCGUUGGAGAAAUUCCAGCCGGAAUACCCGCUCCGAAGCUUCCAGACACUACAUACCUAACUGACCUGAUUGGUGCUGCCGUCCCGAUCGCCAUUGUAGCCUACGCCAUUGGUAUCGCCUUGGCGUCACUGUUUUCUCAGAAGAAUAGCUAUAAGAUAGAUGCAAACCAGGAAUUGAUAGCUUUCGGCUCGACCAAUUUUAUCUGCUGUUUUUUCUCCUGUUACCCUGCUAGUGCCUCUGUGGCGCGUAGUAUGGUCCAGGAAGGCUCUGGAGCUACAUCACAAAUUGCUGGCUUGGUGAAUAGUGCGUUGAUGUUGGUAGUGUUGCUAUGGAUCGGACCGUUAUUCGAGACACUCCCAGAGCAUGUAUGGUGGGUGACGUGUGUUUGUGUUAUUGUGUUUGACGUCGACGUUGGACUUUUGAUGGGCGUGGGAUAUGCUAUAUUCAUGCACGUGUGGAGAACACAAGAACCCUAUUGUACCUUACUAGGAAACAUACCAAACACAGAUAUAUACAAAGACAUAAUGUGGUAUGAAGAUGCCAAUGAGAUUCCGGGUAUCAAGAUAUUUUGCAUGCAAUCAUCACUGUACUUUGCGAAUACAGCUCAUUUCAAGGCAAGAGUGUUUAAACUAACAAAGAUCAACCCAAGAAAGAUACUACAGGCCAGAGCUCGGCAGCAGGCAAUCGAAGAAGCGGAAGAGAGAAAAAGAAGAAAACAAAUGAAAAAAAAUGGAGAUCUUGAAAAUAUAGGAGAAGAAUUAGGAGAUACAUCAACACAGAACAAUAACCUGAGACAUAGACGAGGAAAUUCUAAGAGUUCUUCUAUCUCGGCUGGUAGCGUCAAGAGCGAUAAAUGGGAAAGUGGUAAAGAAAUCGACAAGGAGCCCGGUGCAUAUAUACCUGAGUACGAAAAUAGCGACGAUGAUAGUGACAAUGGCGGAGUAGAGAUUUUACCCGAAAACCAAAUCCACACAAUUGUUUUCGACUUUGCGCCCCUUAAUUUCAUCGAUUCGACCGGGCUGAGUGGAUUGCAGCAGCUGUACAGGCAAUAUCACAAAGUUGGAGUCAAACUAUGCUUUGCUCACUGUAAAAAGCGUGUUCGUGAUUUCCUUUCUAGAUGUGAUUUUUACGAGAGCGCUGGAUGUGAGGAACAUGACACUCUGUUCGUUACUGUCCACGAUGCUGUCGUCAGUGUAACUAGACGUAAAGAACUUGAGAACAGGAUCUCGCCAAGGAAUGAUGGCAUGCCACCGGAAGAGACAAUUAUCACAGAGGAUGGUAUUCAGAUUACGAGACUAUAG